AAAAGCUGCCUUGAAUGCGUCAUUUACAAUUCGUGGACAUCGUGACAGGGAUUUGCAUUACAGUCGUUACCAUGGAAGGAUCUUACAAUUUCACCCCUGACCUAAAUUCGACACCGUCCAUCCGACCGACCAGCGGCCCCCCUCCACCGGUAUCAGUUGCCGCCGUGACCAUCAUUCUCCUCGUCAUCGUGACGGGAGUUCUCGGUAACAUCUUGGUCUGUCUUGCCGUCACACAGUUCAAAAAUCUUCGCACUGUGGCCAACUAUUUCGUGGUGUCUCUGGCCCUGGCCGAUCUACUAGUCUGCACCGCCAUCAUGCCGUUUGCCCUGUACCUGGAGAUCACCGGUGGGAAGUGGUACCUCCACCAGGCUCUGUGCCGGGUCUGGACGGCUCUUGACAUCAUGCUCUCAACAUCCUCAAUCUUUCACCUCUGUGCCAUUUCUGUGGAUCGUUUCAGUGCCAUCACGGCACCCAUUAAGUACGUUGCGAAGAGAACAAGAAACAUGGCCUUCAGCCGCAUUGCUCUUGUGUGGCUUUUGUCCUCAUUCGUGUCCGGUCCUGCUCUAUUCCUGACACUCGUUGAUGAGAACAUGUCUUGCAUUGUCUAUGUGAACGCCACCGUGUAUGCAGUAUGCUCCUCUGUGUUCUCAUUCUACAUCCCUUGCCUGGUGAUACUCGUGGUGUACUUUAAGAUCUACGACGCUGCCAAGAGGCGAGCGAGGCGGGCCAUCGGACCAGCCCCAGUGAGAACCGUCUCAAAAACACCCCAAGUCACGCCGAACAAGUUUAGUCCGGACGGCAGUCACGGUGUUGAGGCAGGUCCGAGCAGUGCCAACGGGGAGGCGGCCCCUCCUGUGAACCCCCUGGCUAGGCGACCCGGACUCCGACUAGAGGGUGUUGACUCCGUAGCGGACAUGCUAUCCACCAGAGCCAAAGCCCAGUCGCGGAUCUCCCUAGUGCACGAGAGGAGAGCAGCCCGUACCAUCGGCAUUGUUGUCGGUGCCUUCAUAGUCUGCUGGCUUCCAUUCUUCACACUUCACAGUAUUUUCAACCCUCUAUGCUCAUCCAGCCUUAUGCCGUGUGAGGCUGUGCCAACACUUUACCGCGUCUUCACAUGGGUUGGGUGGUGCAACUCCACCCUAAACCCCAUCAUCUAUACCGUGUUUAAUGAUGAAUUUCGCCAAGCGUUCCACAAAAUUUUACGGUGUAGGCGAAGUCGAUAG
Messenger RNA from Asterias rubens (European starfish), 1223 nucleotides. RefSeq names its product D(2)-like dopamine receptor. Lineage: Eukaryota; Metazoa; Echinodermata; Asteroidea; Forcipulatida; Asteriidae. Gene Ontology annotation, molecular function: G protein-coupled receptor activity. The transcript has a single exon. The coding region runs from base 15 to 1223 and encodes 402 amino acids. Gene Ontology annotation, biological process: adenylate cyclase-activating adrenergic receptor signaling pathway. Gene Ontology annotation, cellular component: membrane. The record is from RefSeq and is a predicted model, not a curated record.